Messenger RNA from Pichia kudriavzevii, 399 nucleotides. RefSeq lists its product as uncharacterized. Gene Ontology annotation, biological process: mitochondrial electron transport, cytochrome c to oxygen. The coding region runs from base 1 to 399 and encodes 132 amino acids. Gene Ontology annotation, molecular function: enzyme regulator activity. NCBI's taxonomy places the organism in Eukaryota, Fungi, Ascomycota, Pichiomycetes, Pichiales, Pichiaceae. Gene Ontology annotation, cellular component: mitochondrial inner membrane. The transcript has a single exon. The record is from RefSeq and is a predicted model, not a curated record.
AUGUACAGAACUACCCUUAGACAAGCUAGAACCAUUGGCAGAAGAUUCCAAUCAACAAACCCAAACUUAGACAAGCCAGCAUUUGUUGCGGAUCCUGCAAAGGCUGCUGAAUUCAAGAAACACCUUGAAGCUGUCGAGCACCACGCAUCUGGCUCUUCUUCCAACUGGAAGAAGGUCUCCUUGUUCCUUGCUGCUCCAAUCAUUGCAGCAACUGCCAUCAACACCUACUUUGUUGAAGCCGAACACGCUCACCACAGAGAACACAACAAGCAUUUGUCCGAUGAAGAAUGGCCUGUCAAGCCAUAUCCUUACUUGAACGUUAGAAGAGUCGAUUUUUUCUGGGGUGACGGUGACAAGACUCUCUUCUGGAACUCUGACUGUAACAGACACAUCAAAUAA